AUGGUUGGAAUUGAUGUAAGAAACAAAAAUAUUCUAGAUACAAAAUACACUUGCCCUAAGUGUUUUUUGAUAUUACGAGAUCCUGUACAACUGAGCAUAUGCGGUCACCGACAAUGUCAAUCAUGUUUCAAUACUCAACAAGGAACAACAAUCACAUGUCCACAAUGUCAAACAGAAAUACCACACAAUCUAGUAAUGAUCGAUCGAGGUUUCAAAAGUGAUAUGCUAUCGCUUCUCAUCGAAUGUAUUUUUUGUCAAUGGAGUGGCCUAUUAAAUAACUACCAAGAGCAUCUCGAUCAAUCUCAUCCAAAUCCAAAAUGUGAACAUUGUGGAGAACAGUUCAACUCAGUCAACAAACUCAAUGAACAUAAAGUCUUGGAAUGUCAAAAACUGACCAUCAUUUGUGUGUUGAAAGAUUUUGGUUGUAAUGAACAGAUUAUUCGUGGCAAAAAAGAAGAACAUUUUUUGACGAAACCACAUCAAGACGCAAUACUUAAAGUUGUUCGUCAAAUGAGAUCACAAUUACUCGAUAGACAAAUGAACACAGAUGUUGCUCGAACAACAAGUGCAACAACUAGUGAUCCUGCAUCAGCUCAAUUGCAGGAGUUGUAUGAAACAUUGAAUAUCUUGGCAGGUGGCAUCGAGACAUUGAAUGAUGAUGGACAACGUCUCAGCAAUGAAUCACUUCAAUGUCAAAUUAAACUUCAAAAAUUGGCAGAAGACUUUUCGCAAGUUAAGUUAUCUAUCGAAGAAUCAGAUUUGUUUUUGGAAGGAGUGAAACAGAAUCAAGAGAUUCUCAAUCANUUACAUAAUAGUUUUAGUGGACUCUCUUCCAAAUAA
Molecule: messenger RNA, 840 nt
Organism: Rotaria sp. Silwood2
Lineage: Eukaryota; Metazoa; Rotifera; Eurotatoria; Philodinida; Philodinidae
Source: the annotation of a GenBank genome assembly